AUGUCUCCCAACGUUCUCGCCGACAAGGACGUUAACGCCGCCGUCGUGGUCAACGACUCGCAGGCUGCCAAGGAUGUUAAGAGCAUGGAAUACCACCGCCAGGUCCUGCAGAGCAAGAUGGCCCAAGAGAAGUACGACCACAAGCCACAGACUCGUAACGCCCAGAGCAAAGCCCUAAACUUCGAUGUCCUCGAUAGGUCCAAGACUUACAUCUCGCCCUCUGACAACAUCAUGAGCCCUUGCACCGCCAAGCUCAGCGCCCUGCGCAACAAGCAGGUUGGCAAGGUCAAGCCCAAGUCCCUCUUCGCCCAGACUUCCGCCAAGAAGCUCGGAGGCGGCGACGCCCUCUUCGGCGACCGGACAACUACCCCUACCAAGGAUAGCAACAGCUUCUAG
This is a messenger RNA of Colletotrichum spaethianum, 396 nucleotides long. RefSeq lists its product as uncharacterized. The transcript is spliced from 2 exons. The record is from RefSeq and is a predicted model, not a curated record. NCBI's taxonomy places the organism in Eukaryota, Fungi, Ascomycota, Sordariomycetes, Glomerellales, Glomerellaceae. The coding region runs from base 1 to 396 and encodes 131 amino acids.